This is a messenger RNA of Ctenopharyngodon idella (grass carp), 2752 nucleotides long. RefSeq lists its product as uncharacterized. Gene Ontology annotation, cellular component: nucleus. Lineage: Eukaryota; Metazoa; Chordata; Actinopteri; Cypriniformes; Xenocyprididae. Gene Ontology annotation, biological process: regulation of transcription by RNA polymerase II. The transcript has 3 exons. The coding region runs from base 1309 to 1932 and encodes 207 amino acids. The record is from RefSeq and is a predicted model, not a curated record.
CAAUGUCACAUGAUCUUUCAGCAAUCAUUCUAAUAUGCUGUUUGCUUUUUAUUAACAUUCAAAAAAGAUAAAAUUACUGCGCUCAACCAAUUUAUUUAUUUAUUUUAUUUUUUUUGCCUAGAGCAGUGGAAAUUGCAAUCAGCCUUUUUCAGUGAGUCAAACUAAUUCACUGAAGAAUGCUGAUUGACGAAACAUUUGAUUAAUCUUGAUCUAUAUGUGCUUUGUUGCAUAAUAAAUAAUUAAUAAUUCAUUAAGAAGACAAGUGAGUGUGGAUCUUUUGUUUUUCAUUUGAAAGUAUUGCUUAUUAACAUUAACAUAAAUGUAAUUUAUUCUGGCAAUGAAUUUUCAGUAGCCAUUACUCCAGUUUUCAGUCACAUGAUCCUCCUGAAAUCAUUCUAAUAUGCUGAUUUUGUUAUUAACAUUAACAUUUCUUAUCAAAGUUUAAAACUGUUGUGCUGCUUAAUAUUUUUUGUGCAAAACCAUGAAACAUUUUUUCAGGAUGAUUAAAACUUUUGAUGAAUAAAAUAAAAUCUUACUGACUGCAAACUUUGAAACAGUAAUACUGGAACAAAAUCAUGUGCCUUUAUAAAGGUACCAGGGUUGACAAUUUUACAAUUUAAUUUAACAGUACAAGCCUUGUACUCAGGGAAGUGAAAAAAAAGUUAAAUGCUGAUAUUUAUAUCCAUUAAAGGUGUAAUAGGUGAUUCUCUACAGAAAUAUUUUUUGUUAUACUGGUUGAAAGUCUCCUCAUAUCCUACUAUGUUAAACGGUCUAAAUGUAUUUUUAUAAAUAGAUAUCACCUGUGGAAGGCGUAGCACCAUAAAAUGUUCAUCCAAUCAUAAUAUUCGGCCGAAUGAAAUAAUAAGAUGUCCUACCUGCCUGUCAACGUACGUUUUUACCCUCACGCACCCUGUUCACGUAGACAUCACACGUCAUCAGUGCGAUGCUAUGCAGAGUUUAUGCAAGAAAUUGGUCCGUCGGUCAUCACCACAAACAAACCUAGAUCACCUACUGCACCUUUAAUAUCCACUUAAUUUUCUUAUACAAGAUCACUGGAACAGGGUUGAUGUCAUGAGAUUUUAACUGGAGAGUUAUUUUUUGAAAGAAUGUUAUGACAGUGUUUACUAUUUUAAUGUAUGGGACAGUAAAGUUUUGUUUUAAUAAAACGUUAUGACAAAUAAAUCUAAAUAUAUGAGAGAGAAAAUACUAGAUUUAUUUCAAUGUUAAGUACUGUUUACACAUAUUUACAUGUGGGACACAAAUGAAACCUGUUUUGUAAAAUAAUAUAUGUUGUAUCUCUAAGUCAGGAUGAUGGGGGACAGACUGUUAGAGCACUCAGAGGAGUGUAAAGAUCCUCCUCAGCUGUUUACAUACUAUCAAGGUGACAUCAACACUGCCGUGGAUGAGCACUUCUUCCGUGCCCUGAACAAAGCCACCAUACCGAAAGACCUCAGCACUAAAGCCAAGGACAGCAACAGGACUCCCAAAUCUGAUGUCCCCCCGUCAUCAUCAUCAUCAUCACCAUGGGGUCUAACAUGGUCUAAGUCCACACACUCUUCUGGCUCCUCAAAGUUGACCCAAUUGACAUCCAUAGAAGCCUCACUUCCAUCCCAGGGAGUUAUCGUGAAUCCCUCAGGACUAUCAUCAUCAUCCUCCCUCUGGCCCUGUCCACCCAGACAGAGCACAGCCUUUGAACUGCCUCAAAUACUCUACCAACAGCCCGUGGCUGCUGAGAGCAGUGCCAGCUCUUACCUGAAUCUGUUACAAAUGGAUCGCCCAACAGGGGGCAUCAUGAUCUCGCCCUUCUCAAAAUCAGAUACCAGACCAGAGUGGAAUUCUGGGAUGGCCUUUAAAGAUGUAUCUGGAAGCAGGAUCGGCCUAGAUUCAGGUGUGCCUGUCUCAGAAAUCAAUAAGGAUUUGUACUGGUAUUGAAGAAGAGAUUUCUGGCUUUACUGUAUGACGAAAAUACAUUUUCAGCAUAAGACUGCCUGUGUUUACAUUAUUAUGUAAGCUUAAACUCAAACCAUCAAAAUCAUGGUGUCAGACAUUCCUCAGAAAUGAAUUGCUUCUUUUAGCCGUGAACAUGUAAAUAAGCUACCUUAUAUUAGGACAUAAGUGAGAAAACCUGAUGUUCUAAACUUUCUUUUUGUAUUGUAUGCUGUUUUGAAAGUUCAUAUUUGUACUGUAGUCUGUAAUUUCCGCAGUGCAAAAACUGUUGUCAUUUGACAAAAAAAAAAAAAAAAAAAAAAAAAUAUAUAUAUAUAUAUAUAUAUAAGUAACUAUAUUAAAUAUAUAUAUAUAUAUAUAUAUAUAUAUAUUUAAUAUAGUUACUUUUUAAAGGAAACUUUCUUUCUGAAAAAUUCCUCAUACCUUGGGGGACCCUUCAAAACCUCAUUUACAAGUGUGUCGACUCUUCAGAUCAGGUUACACAGAAGGCAAAGCAUAGUUCAUGCAAUUCUGAAAGUAAACUGACAUGAGCAAACCAAAAAUAAAUUUCCUCGAAAUUGUUCAAAUGUUAUUGAAUUUCAUCUUUACAAACCUGUUUUCUUAAAACCUUCACACUUUUUUUCCCUCAAGCAAUGAAGUAUUUCUCUGUCACAGUCCCUCACUUUUGAUAUAUGAGUAUGACAAAACAGCUAAAGGCUUUACACAUUUAUGAUGAAUUUCCUCAAUUAUUACCAAGAAUUGUAUACAGCAGUCUAUUUUCAGAUUAGACAUGACACUUUGUUUAAUAAAUCCCACAUAAAUAUUG